AUGGUCACUCAUGAAUAUCCAAACCAUUGUGGAAAGUCCUACUGCCUAAUCGACACCUUGGACUCUAUCCCAUAUUUCGAUAUUAACAAAGACUUUCGUUCGAAGUCGAAUGAUGGAUGUCUUCUCAGUAGCCAAUCAUCAAAAAGGAAUGUCGACACCAGAAGGUUGCCGCCGAAGACGUCGAAUCUCCUACUCGGGUCGGAUGUCUGUAGACGACUGACAACUUCUGCCAACGAACAAGAGCUUCAAACAUGUUGUACCGUUGCCAAAUCGGUAUUCGCUUUCCAGACGUCACUUCUGGAAGUGGAACCACGCAGCAUUGUUUGUGGAGACAUUCAUAGACAGUACUCGGAUCUUCUCCGUAUUUUCGAUAAGAACGGAUUCCCGCUAGAUGUAAACAUCUUGUUCCUCGGAGAACGUCAGAAAUAUUGA
This is a messenger RNA of Caenorhabditis remanei, 432 nucleotides long. RefSeq lists its product as uncharacterized. The record is from RefSeq and is a predicted model, not a curated record. Bases 1 to 432 code for a protein of 143 amino acids. Gene Ontology annotation, cellular component: cytoplasm; nucleus. NCBI's taxonomy places the organism in Eukaryota, Metazoa, Nematoda, Chromadorea, Rhabditida, Rhabditidae. Gene Ontology annotation, molecular function: protein serine/threonine phosphatase activity. The transcript has 3 exons.